AUUUUCUAUACAAAAAAAUAGAAUGUAAGAUCUGCUCUUUCAUCUUAAUACGUAUUACAUAUUUGUUAGUGAAUGAUUUAAUUUGCACUUUUAAUACAAAUGAUAUUUCAAUUGUCUGUUAACCCCUAUUUAUUUUGGUACCAAAAGGUUUCUGAUGUUGACUAAAAUGAAUAAAAUAACUUUAGUCGUUAAAAUCAUAAAGAUACAGAUAUCGAGUUCUAUCGUAUUAAGCACAGUGUUAUUGACAGCUUUACAUAUUGUGCUAAUACAUGAAAAGAGAUAAACGCUAAAACAUGAGGAAGGAAGAGGAAUGAAGGAAGGGCAGAAUAAAUUAGAAUGAAAAAAUACAAACUCGACCUCGUCUAAUUGAAAUAAAAUCGCAGUAUGCGAUCGAUUUGAGGUCAAAUUACUCAAUGAAGAAGUUUUGUCUCUGUAUAUCCGUCACAGAAGAGUGGAAUCUGACGAAAUACAGUGAUUUGACGUCGUCAUGGUGAAUGUCUAUAAAGAGAAGUAGAAAGAGCCGGCAUUUGGUAGGCCACAAAGGCGUAGCCAAACGAAGAACUGAACGUAUGGGGUGCAGAAGGAAGAGCGGGUAAGGGAGGGUGUUAGUCACUAGAAAACAGGUAUCCGCCGUAGGCGUCGUACGUUCAUUGAUAAGCGUAUAACGCCCCGUGCCUUAGACUCGUGACGUCACUCAAUCGCACGGACGCCUGCGCUUUUGUCAGGGCCGUGCCUAUCACGCGGUUCUUGCCCCUACACUUUUUUCUAUUGAACAUUAACUACGUAAGUCAAAUUGCAACUUCUUGAUGUAGUAAGAUAGCUAUUCGAUAUUUAAAUAUAAAUACUAAUAUACCUUCUUUCACUUGUAGUUUGCAUAUAGUUAUUUAUUACAUAAUUUUACGUGUGAUUGCUAUAGAUUGCGAACGUAUAAUAAUGUGAUUAAUAAUGUUCUAUAAAAUGUAUAAUGUGAAUUUAAUAAGCUUAAAACGAUUACUAUGUAACUUAUAUACAUACAAUGGCUUUCAGGAAGAAUUCUUUCACGGUCCUAUAACUGUUGGGAGUAUCGUAUUGGAUUUCAAGAAUGGAAAGAAAUAGAAGGCAACAAAUCUCAGUAAUUAUUGGCUUGCAAAAUUCUCAUGAAUCUUGGCAAUUCUCUGAUGUUACGAAUAGUCUAGUUUCUUCGUCUGGUUUCAUUCGUAUUAGAUGAUGCUUAUGCCACUGAAAAAUAAAACGAAAUGAAAGGCAAGUAACAUAGAAUGACGAAUGAAGAGAGAACAUAGAUUCAGAAAGGCGGAGUGUAGAUGGAUGUAAGCACACCGGGUAAAUGGAUGGAAAGAGAGAGAGAGAGAGAGAGAGAGAGAGAGAGAGAGAGAGAGAGAGAGAGAGUAAAAUAGUGGAGGGGAAAGUCAAAAGGGGAAGGAGCGACAAGGAAAGGAAGGGAUGUAAAACGUAGAGAAGAAGAAAGAUAAAGAAGGAUAGUUGGAGUAAAAGGAGAGGGAAAGAUCGGUGGAUUGUCUCGCGCGUAUUGAUUGGUCUUUUGUGAAAGCUACACCCUCAUGUAGCUACGAGACAAACCAUUCUGUAAAGUCACUAGACUUCCAGGGUGUAUCACACGUUUCCAAGUUGAGUCGUAUGACGACUUUACGGCCAUGUUUGAUUUCUCUCGAUUAAGAUUACAUUUUCCUAAAUUGCAUUCUGUUUGAUGAUCUUUAGCCGACCAUCGAUGCUAUGUUAUAUCAAUGUCUUCGAAGGAAACUGCUUUCUAGAAGAUUGAGAAAGAUGAUGAAAGAUGAUGAAAGGAACAGUAGGUUAGGGUGCUAUAUUGGGGUAGGAAUGACGUAAGCGAUCGCUCGUGAUCCCUAGCUGCGAAGGGGUUCUAUAUCGGUAUCGAUCGUAAAGUGACCCAUAUCUGGUGGUGACGGGAGUUCCUACCCCUGGCUGCUUUUCCAGCGACAGCACCCCUCGCUACCACCUCUCUCGCUCUUUCUCUCUUUUUCCCGGUCCUCUAUCCCCUCUAAGUAACUGUACUCCCGCCAGAACCGUGUCUACCCCCACUUGUUUCCCCUUUCCUCCGGUGGACGAGCGAAUAUACCUCCUCCCCCGAUUUCCAGCAGCCCUGCCGCCUGCCUUCCACGGCCGAGCAGAUCUUGGGGCUUGUACGGGAUGAUAGCCGAGUGAAAAAGCUCGUGAGUCCCGUGAAGUUCGCUCAUCAGCAGCAGCAGCCCUGGCCUGCCACAAUCCCUUCGACUCGGUCAUCGUAAGUGUCGUGCAUCCCGUGAAAGAAACGAAACCAACAUCGUGAACAAACCAAUACGAUAGAUUGUAGAAUUGUACGCCUAAUCGUGGGAUCGUCGUGUGCAGCCUGGCAGGCCCCGCAAAAGCCGCCAAUUAAUUAAGAUAGCUCCUAGAUACACGGUAGAUCGAUAGGGACUGGCCGUGAUAAAGACGGGCGAGGGUUUCAGACUUCAGGGAUGUUGCAGUGCUGUGGUGUUGGAGGUGGCGCUUCCACGGCACCUCAGGCUCCGCAGCUGCAGGAUACCGGAUCUGCUGUCGGGAUUACCACCUCCACGAAAACCACCAUCAUGCAGGACGCAGUUCUUGAAUCCAUCCUCGAGCAAAUGCGUGAAACGGAAGCUCGAAAAGCGGAUCUGGAGCGCCAACAUGCAGAAGCACAGAAUCAGCUACACGAAAAGAUAGCAGGACGAUAUCAAGGCCCGGAAUCGGUUGAAGCAUUGCAAUCAAAGAUAAGGGAACUUGAAAAGAAGACGGAGUUACAGAUGGUCAGGCACGAAGAAUUGUCCUUGGAAUUAACAAGCCUGAGACGUGCACGAAGCAGAGGACCUAUGGUGGGUCACUCGACGGUCCCGACUACUUGGCCUCCGACUGGUUCUGAAAUUGACAGAAUAAUAGCAAAGAUAGAACAAGAUAAUAGUGCUAGUAGAAUGAUACACGAUUUGGAUCAUACUCGAGGAUCCGUUACUACGCAACAACCCUCAGUUACACAGGGUAUUUUGCGAUCUAGCUCGGAAAACCUUCCUAAUCUCUGUCAACAUCAGCAUCCACCUCCACAUGCUUUGAACCUAGGAAUGCCAACACAGAUGAGUCACUAUGCAGGUUCGCCUAUGCCCUUAACGCCAAUGAUGCCAGGCUGUCCACCACUGACUCCGAAUGGGCCGCCGUAUCACUACAGCGAAGCAAUUCCACCAGCACCGUCGCUCUCCACUAGUCAAUCGCAACCUGUUUUUCAACAAAAGAUGCAACAGUAUCAACAACCGCAACAGACACAUACCGAGUUACAGAGCUCUCAUUCUCAAAGUGUUCUGCAGGCACAGCAGAAGCAACAAACGCACACCCAUUAUACGAGUAAUCAGUAUCAGGAGAGUUAUCCGCAUACGCAAACCUAUCAGCAGCCGCUCCAGCAGCAACAACAGCAACAGCCACAACAUUCGGCCUCUACAACGUACCUGACGUCAUCGAGCCAAAGCAUAUUACCUCAUUAUUCCCAGCCCACACAGACCGCCCAAAGUUUUCAAUUGAAUGGAAGUCAGCAGGCAACGACAUAUCCAAGUUUGUCCAUUACGUCGCAUCCAAACGGAACCUAUAGUACAGGGGCGAGUAGCUUUAGUACUCAACUACCGCAUCACAACUUUUCCGUUCCGCAGACAAGUAUCCCACAAACUACGUUAUCCUCGUUGCCACCCUAUUCGACAUCCUCCUUUCACUCUACUUUGGGCGCACUUACCAGUGUACCUCAAACCGCUCUUUCCUUUUCGAGCGUACCGAGCAGUUUCGUCACUAGUGGAUCGACCUAUUCCACCGUCGGGACCAAUGCUUUUGGCACGUCAGGCGUAAGCUCAGGAACCACAUCGACAGGCUUAUUACAAGCGAUAAGCGAUCCUCUUCAAGCAAUGCAGCAACUAUCUGCUCAGUCUCAAGUCAAUCAACUUCAACAGCAAGCUAUCAUCCAGCAGAUUCAGCAAAGUUUACGCGCCAGUUCGCCGACAGCACCUGCUACGACGGGUCAUCAUUUCCUUGGUUCAAGGCAGAUGCCAAAGAUACCCAGUAGUAUACUUCCCAAUCCCUUGGAUCGACUGACCAAUGACAAUAUUGUAACAGAGGGUCAAGUGGACAUGCUGGAUAUACCCGGCAAAGGCAGAUGUUACGUCUAUAUUGCUCGUUUUACAUACGAGCCGUUUCAGCACUCGCCAAACGAAAAUCCAGAAGCGGAGUUGCCUGUUCAAGGAGGCGAUUAUCUUCUUGUUUGGGGACAACCGGACGAAGAUGGUUUUCUCGAUGCAGAAACUCUUGACGGUAGACGUGGUCUCGUUCCAGCUAAUUUCGUCCAAAAAUUAAUCGGCGAUGACCUAUUAGAAUUUCAUCAAGCCGUUCUUGGCCUCAGAGACGUUGAUGAUUCUGCUUCGACUAAUAUUCCCCAAGUGAGCAAUUGUUAUCUCCAGGAUAUUGAUCUGGAGUUAGCGGCUUUAGAAGAAGGAAAUCGAAAUCGACAAGCUGAACUAUCUGCUUACGCGGAGCUUGAUAAUAUAGCAGAAGAAGACGAACAAGAGCCACCAGAAGUCUACCUGUUUUCGGACCUAGUUCCGGCGCCGCAGCACCUUACACUCGAGCGCCAAUUGAACAAGAGCGUCUUAAUUGGUUGGACGGCACCAGAAAAUACUCAUCAGUUGGAGUCCUAUCACGUCUACGUGGAUGGAGUGUUGAAGGUUACUGUGAAAGCAACUGAGAGGACCAGAGCAUUGGUUGAGGGAGUUGAUUCCACCAGGCCACACAGGAUAAGCGUGCGAUCAGUGACGCAUUCACGAAGAACGUCUCGCGAUGCCGCUUGCACAAUGGUGAUCGGUAAGGAUGUAGCCUUGGGUCCAACUGCUGUCAAGGCGUCGAAUGUAACCGCCACCAGUGCUGUCAUAUCGUGGAUGCCGAGCAAUAGUAAUCAUCAACACGUGGUUUGCGUGAAUAACGUCGAAGUUAGGACGGUGAAGCCUGGUGUUUACAGACACACAAUUACUGGUUUAGCACCCUCGACAAUCUAUAGGGUGACUGUUAAAGCGAAAAACCUGAGAGCGACACACUUCGAGGACCAAAACACUCAAGCGGCAAAUAAUUUAGCAUGUCACGUCCAUUUCAAAACGUUGCCCAAAGGAUUACCUGAUCCUCCGGUCGAUAUCCAGGUGGAGGCUGGACCGCAGGACGGCACUUUGCUAGUGACCUGGCAGCCUGUUGCCCUAAACGGUUCGGCCGUCACCGGUUACGCGGUGUAUGCCGAUGGAAAAAAGGUCACCGACGUAGACAGCCCCACUGGUGACCACGCUCUGGUGGACAUACAUAAGCUUAUGGGCUUGAACCCAAAGCACAUCACAGUUAGGACAAAAAGCAGGGAAAGUCAAUCGGGCGAUAGCUGUGCUACUGCCAUUCCUUGUAGCGUUCUUCGUGGCGGGACCGCGACUCAUUUGCAACAUGGAUCUACGCACAUGCAAGACCAAGGACAACCUCAGCCUUCUGGUACUGGGCAAGUGGACGACCCGAAUAGACAUCGUAUGGGAGUUGUAGGUCAGAGAUAUCCAUCGACUCCUGUACCAUCUCACAUAAGGCGACACGGCAAUACUAGGGUUGACUCUCACGGCCAAGUUAUCAUCGAGACUGACGAAAAUUUAUCCGAUAAAGAAAUUUAUCCUGGACAGAGCAUGUCCCAGAUGGGAGUUCCAGAAAUCACCAAAGAUUCGGCAAGCGAAGCGAAUUACAGCGAGGAAGAUGAUCCGUCACGCAGAGGUAGAGGAAUGCCACUGCAUCAUGGCAGCCAACAUCGAUACGGAUCACAAAUGGGACAGCAAGGACUUCCUGGGACACAUCGACCCGGAAGAAUGGGUGGUCCUGCUGGUAGACCUCAAGAUCCUUACUAUGAACACUCGACACAAGGAAGUCAGAGAGGUAGGACUUCUAGUUACCGUGGAAGGGGGAUGCAAGCUCAAGGUGGUGCCAGUCAUCCAUCGAGCAGUGCACAACAAAUGAACAAGAGAACACGCUGGUUUGUUGCUCUAUUCGAUUAUGACCCGAAAAGAAUGUCACCCAAUCCAGACGCAUGCGAAGAAGAAUUGCCAUUCUCUGAAGGCGAUACGAUUAAGGUUUACGGUGAAAAAGACGCGGAUGGAUUUUAUUGGGGAGAAUGUCAUGGUAGACGAGGAUACGUUCCUUACAACAUGGUUGAAGAAAUUAAAGAUCCGAACCAGCCAGGACAGGGACAGUCAGGAAGGAGAGGAAGAUGGGGAGAUAUCUACGCUAGCAUGCCUGUAAAGAAAAUGAUAGCACUAUACGAUUAUGACCCUCACGAAUUAUCUCCCAAUGUUGAUUCCCAAGUGGAACUGGCAUUUCAAACUGGGAAUGAAAUUUAUGUCUAUGGUGAUUUGGACGAUGAUGGAUUUUAUAUGGGUGAAUUAAAUGGUGUGCGUGGCCUAGUACCGAGCAAUUUCCUCACUGAAGCGCCUGAUCAACCGUCACAAGGACAACUUCCUCCAGGAAACAGAAGACCUCCUGGUCAAAGUCAAGGACCCGGAGUAAGAGGACCGCCUCCUCCGCCUCGAGAACCUCCUCCUACUGGUCAUCGACGAGGCAAAGAUGCCUGCAUUGUGCCUGUGUCUGUCCCUGUCUGUCACUUAGACUCUAGACAACAACAACAACAACAACAACCACCAUCACUAAUGAACAACCAACAACAUCAACUCCAACAUCAACAAAACAAUCCACCGCAUCUAGCGUACCAACAAGCGAAUCACCACAGCUACACGACUGUAACCACGUCCAAUCAACAUGGGCCCACACCUAUGGGUGCCCAUCAGCAAGGCCCCGUACCACCCCACCUUCAACAGCAGGGGAAGGGGAGGGGAGGCGCGAUCAAUCGUGGUAGUAAUGUGCCAGGAGGUAUGCAGGGCCUUGGUCAGCAAGAUUAUCAGCAACAGAAUCAACCGUACCAGCAGCAACAGCAGAAUCCACAGAACCAAAACUAUCAACCACAGAAUCAAGGUUAUCAACAACAGGGUGCAGGAUUCGGUCCCCAAGGCCAACAAUUCCAGCAGCAACAGCCUCAGCAGCAGCAACAGCAACAACCGAAUCAGCCGUAUUCGCAACAGAACCAAGGUUCCUCUAUGCAAGGCAAUCAGGGCACGAGUAAGCCGAUGAGAGGAAUACCAACGGUGUUACCGACGCCUCAAGCGAAGGCGCAACCGAAUACUACUCAAGGCCAACAACAGCAACAACAGCAGCAACAGCAGCAGAGUACAGGGCCGAAUCUGAUGCAAAAAUUCACGGAGAUGGCCGGUGCGAGCGCUGGCGGCGAUAUCCUGUCGAAAGGGAAAGAACUGAUUUUCAUGAAGUUCGGACUAGGCAAGUGAGUUAUUACCCUGCUCGUGUCGCCAGCUCCGCUUCUUCUCCAUUUCUGUCCCAUCAUGUUAUCCAUCGGGUGGGUGAAAGCUCGAGGGGUCGGGGUCGUGGUCGGGGUCGGGGUCGGGAGGUCUGUUUGUAAAUCAGUAUUACACGGAGAAACGUUCGCGGAGAGUAAGCGAGACGCGCAGGCAGGAACGUACGAACGCGUCUCGUCCGCUCAGGUCUUCGCGAAUAUCCCUGAACGAAUACAAAUGUAAAUGUGUGCUGCCAUUGCUGCUGCUGCUGUUGCUGCUACUAUAACGACUGUUAUUAUUUUUCGCAACCAUUGCUGGAUCGUUCGAUCGAAAAGCUCUGAUCGCCCACGAGAAGAUCGAAUUAUUUAUAAUGUAUCUUUCUCGUUGAUUCAACUUCCUAUAUUAACAAGAUGAGAAGAAAAGAGGAAUGUUCGCUUGCGUUUUUCUAAUAUAUCUCGCGCACAUCGUCCGAGAGUGUAAUCAAUCUGAAAUCGCAUGAUUGACGCGACUCUUGUUCUUUGGAACAGAAGCGCAGAGUUCUGAAAAUAACGAACAAUCUUGGUUCGAUUUUUUCUAUUUUAUUCCUCUUUUUCUUCUGAUCCUUCAUCUUCUCCUCGUUAUGUUUUUUCCUUACUACUACUUCCUCCUUGUAUACGAUAGUAUCGUUUGUCUAGAUGUCACGUAGCCGGUUUUAGCGUUAAUUGGAAUGCUGAAAUUUUUUACCACAACGGAGCACUUCCGAACAAACUACAGGGAUAGAAGCAAUCGAAUGACAGUACAUAAUCAGAUCAUUAUUAAAAAAGAAUCAUUCAUCAAUUAUUCCAAUGAAUUAAUUCUUCUUAUUAUAUUAAGUAUUAAUUAGAUCAGUAAUAUUUUAUGUAUACAUAUAUAUGAUGAAAGGCAGUAAGUGGACUGAAAUGAGAUUGCACGAAGUUGACAAAUUUGUUAAAAACAAAGGGAAAGAUAGAACCAUUUACUUUAUUUCGUAGUUCAGGAGUUUAGGCUGUUAUCUAAAUCUCGCGUUAGAAGAAGCUCUUACGUGACAUAAGCACAGGAAAGAUUGUUGUUCUUAUUCUCUGUCAUUUGGUUUUCCUUGCUCUUUCCGUCUUUCUUCGCCUGAUGUUUCAUUUUCCUGUCCUGAGGUGUACAACCAAACUUUACGUUAAACCAUUAACAUAAACAGACGAAAGGAAGGAAGUAAGCGCGUUAUUAUAACAAUAGCCAAAUAGAUUAACGCGAUGCAAGCGGAUCAUUCGUAAAGGACAUUUGUAAACUGGACAGUCGCUGCUUGUCAUGGUCGCGAGCACGACUACGAAAUAAAUAAACCAUUUUACAAGACAGAAGUCAGACGAUAUUAAGAAAUACGUGUUAAUGUAAUAAUCGACCGGAAGAUUUAUAAUAGGACGACUCAUGGAUCAAACUGAACUACGUCAUAAACAUAUAAAUAUAUAAAUAUAUAAAUAAAACAAAUAAAUAAAUUAAUUAAUUAAUAUCGCUCCGAGGGGGAUGGAGUAUGUGAAUUCGAUCGACAAAAGAAUAUAUUUGGGGGAAUGAGGAGGGGGAUAAUAUGAGAGAUCAUAGCAUACGUAUAUUACGGUAAUGAGAUAUAAAUAUAUACAUAUGCAUAUACAGAUAUGCGUACAUACGUAUACGUAUAUAUGUAUUGAUUAUUGAUAUAUCUACGUAAAGGUAUGUAUGCAUACAAAUAUAUAUACACAUACAUAUACAUAUAUUUAACUAUUGCAAAGUGUUGUUACAUCGCUACUUGUAUCGUAUUUUGUACAAAGUAUCCUUACCUUCGAUUGUUCUUUUUCUUUCGCCGUGAUAUAAAUAUAUAUAUAUAUAAAUAUAAAUAUACAUAAAGAAACCUUAGCAAGGCGAAGGAAACGUGACAAAUUACAAAAAUGUCAUUUUUGCCGGUAUCAUACUUUGGGAAUCAUAAACGAAAUUGGUCAUAAUUGUUAUUAAAUAUCGCGGGUAUAUCUGUUUGGAACCGAUAGUUGCCUCUCGUCCGUUCAUGUUAAUCGAGUGUCGACAGAUGCGGUAAUAAGCGGUGAAAGAUGUGCGAUCUAGGAAUUAAUUAUCAGGGUGUCAGACGCGCGGCCCAAUUAAGCUUCAUUUUAUUCACCAAGUAUCAAGCUUUGAGUUUCAGUUCCAUUCUUUACGAAAACUUUCUUCUUUACAUUUGUCCGAGUAACAAAUUCGAAUGCAAAAAAUCGACUUACAUUUUCCCAAAUCCUAAUUUCCGAUUACCGCGAUAUUUCGUUCUUAUCUUUCAUCGGGAAGAUCAACUACUGAGUUAAUCAAUUAAAUUGUGAAGAACUGUUUGCUGGACCACGUGUUUGAGCCACAUCCGCGUGUAGUAGUUACCAUCAGACUCGUAAUUAUACAAUUGGUUCGUGAUUCUUGUUUUUGCAAUGUCGAUCACGAUGAAUCGCAUAACGUUUAACGAGCAAGAGUUACAGGAACUGUGUAUACUAUGACUAUGGACCAAACGACAUUUUCUCGAGAGACCAAAUUCGGCUAUUCAAAUGUAGAUUCGUUUCCCUUAGUUCCGUAAAAGUGUUUCUUUUUGCUUCGUUCGUGGCACAAUGGAAAAGCCAGACGAAUAAAAGCGUUUUUCUUAAUAUUUACAAUACGCAUUUGGAAACUGUAGGUGAUUAUGAUUAAGCAACGUUCCAACGAUCGCGGUUCCAGCCAUCGUCGUAUCGUCAUCGACCAAAAGCCGCGAAAUGUGUAAUGUGUAAUGCUUGCUCGAUUUCCGUGUUCGAUUUAACGCCACGAAAUUGCAAAAUCAACUUUGUCGAUCUCGUUCGACCUGUAUUCUGGCGAACGUCGAGAACUCAAAAAGUAUAUCUGAAUCAAAAAAUCCAGUCGAACGGAUAAAUACGCUUUCGAUGCUGUUCUUUGAAACGCGUUUAUCAAUGACGUCGUUUGAUCCAUUGGAAGAAAAUGUAGCGUUACGUAAAUAAUAAUUUUACCAGGUUAGUGUCAAGCUGUUAUUAGAAUGCCGUCGUCAUGUAAUUUAUUGAUAUUCUUGAAUAUUUAACGAUUAAAUGUUGAUUUAGUGGAUUCCAAUGGAUCGGGCGAGAAACAAACUAGUUUUCCUUCAUCUUUGUCCGAUAGAACCCCUUGCGUGAUCUCGGAGUAAACUCGCGAUUGAUGUCAGAAUUCCUAUGAAUCUUUGCUGUGAACAUAUCUAAUGUGAAAUGUUGAUUCAGGCGAUUAAACGAAAAAAGAAAAAAAAAAAAAGAAAAAAGACUGACGUGACAUUUAAGAUCUUCAAACGCUUAACACGUUCGCUACCAGUGUCAGGAUCGAUCGACGAAAGCUAUCAAUUUGGGAAUUCAACCGAUCCGUCGGAAAAUGUAAACGAAAACAAUAAUUAACUCGCAACGAUGGCAGAAAAUUGAUGGAACGUUCUAUAUAUCUAUAAAAAGGGAAACGAAAUUUUUUUUCAAAAAAACAGACAAACGAUCUGUAGCCCGUAAAUAAAAGCUUGGUUCAAAUGGUAGUGAAUGUGUUAACUGAAUAUUACUUAGCAAAUUUGUAACGUUCAUCUUCCAUCUCUUUGACGGUUUUAUUUUCUUUCCUUAUCUUUCAUUGUUGAGUUUCAUAGCGAUAAGUCACGUAGCGAAACGAGUUUAAAGCGAUUCAAACGGAAAUGUGUGAGAAAUCCAGAAUCACUGCAAAAUAUAGCCGCAUUGAGUAUGUACGAAAAAGAAUAUUGAAACAGAGAGUUAAGGGGAGAUCUUCAUCUAUUAUCGUUAAGUGUUAGAUAUCAUAAAGCAAAAGUAAAAAAGAAAAAAAAUAUGCAAGUAGUAUUAAUUAAAAAGAAGCAAAGAAUGUAACGCGAGGGAAAAACCCAUUUCAAGUAUCCCACGAAUCGAGAGCUAAGUUCUGUCUCUUCUCUCUUUGUGAUCAGACCAAAUCUUAGGAGAUAAUAAUUUUAACAACAACAGGAACAAUAAGCUGACGCAAUGCAACGGUCGAACAUGAUUAGGAACUAACGGAUAAUACUUAGUCGAAUCUUUUUAUUUAAACAUUUACCAAAAAUAAAACGAAACGAAAUAAAGAAAAAAGAAAAAAACAAGCGCAGACUAAACAUAAAUAACGCUCUAAGAAAUUAAAUGAAAAAGUGUGGGGAAAUAUAAUAAACGAGAGAAAAUUGGAUUCUCUUAGAUACCACGAAAUCGUUUCGUUCGUUGUCUACGCUCAUUUUUGUGUAGUAUCUCACUUGUACAUUGUCAUUGUUAUAAAUUUAGUCGUUGAAUGGAUUCGUAUAAAACAAUCUUUUGAUACCGCGACAGCUAAUACAAUAUGAAUUGCAAAUAUAAGCCGUGCCGAGGAUGAUGCGUAUGUGUAUGUCCUAAAUAAAUCGAUCGCGGAAUGAUGUUCGUUCGAUCGUCGAUCCUCUUUCGCUGAGAAGACCGUCUGAAGCGCGUGGAAAAUCCUUUCGAUUCGAUGAAAACAAAUAAAUAAAUAAAGUAAUCGGUGUUAGGUCUCAUACCGAAACCUCUCUUUCAGAAAAGUGUUUUCCACAUCCUGAGAAAAAUAGAUGUACAUGCGUUAUUUCGAUUUAGAUAACGGUUAGUUAAAUAAUACACGAUAUUCCAACAGAUAUUAGCGAUGAGUGUUAAUCUUCGAUGCGAGAUUAAAGCUCUCUUCGGAAUCGUAGAACUUUGUUCCAUGAAAACACUUUAUGGAAAGAUAGAAUAAAGAAAGAAAAGAGGAAGAAUGUGCAUACGUGUGCGUGUGUGUAUAUCGGUGCAUAUGAUAUAAUGAAUAAAAAUCAGAGAGGGCAGUUGGUUUGAGAAGAAAAUGAGUUGAAAAGAAGUAGUUGCAGAGUGCGGAAUAGAAGACCCGAGGAACAUACUUCGAUGGUGUUAUUAGGUAGGCGCCAAUUAUUGUCAUUCCUUCUCUUGCAUCGAUACCCUAAGAUUGUAUAAACAGAACGUAGCGCAAAAGAAGAAAUCGAUUAUAUACACUCAUACAACUUUUAAUAUAACAAAUUAUCGCAUCGAUUAAGCAUGUCGAAUCGCCAGCUACGUUUGUCAUUCAGUAAUCUUGCGCUUUGUUUUUUCUAUGAAUCGGUGCAUAACAAUCUAUUUCUUGUUAGCCCAACUGAAAUAUCGGAAAAACUGCUACAAAAGAAAAAAAUCAGCAAAAAACACAAUGUUAUUAUAAACGAUUAAUUAAUAAAAAACGAAUCUUGUUUGUUGUUA
Molecule: messenger RNA, 12631 nt
Organism: Bombus huntii
Lineage: Eukaryota; Metazoa; Arthropoda; Insecta; Hymenoptera; Apidae
Gene: Rbp
Product: RIMS-binding protein 2
Exons: 19
Coding region: 2472-7400 (1642 amino acids)
Biological process (GO): neuromuscular synaptic transmission
Molecular function (GO): protein binding
Source: RefSeq, a predicted model, not a curated record